Messenger RNA from Paraphaeosphaeria sporulosa, 2823 nucleotides. RefSeq lists its product as uncharacterized. The coding region runs from base 1 to 2823 and encodes 940 amino acids. The record is from RefSeq and is a predicted model, not a curated record. The transcript has 3 exons. NCBI's taxonomy places the organism in Eukaryota, Fungi, Ascomycota, Dothideomycetes, Pleosporales, Didymosphaeriaceae.
AUGCCUUCGCUCCCCUGGAGUAAGUCGAAUCGCUCGCACUCGUCUGUCGAAACCUCGUCCGGCCACCCGUCUCCAGUGCCUUCGGGGCCUGGGUCUACACUCGCCGUCAACGAGACGGGCGCGAGAUACCCACCCUCGGAGCAGCUUGCGCAACAGCAGCAGCCUGCGCAGAUCCCAGCGGGCGUUCCCCAACCGCCGCAGUUUCGGCAGCAACAGCAGCCGUUCCCGCAGCGCGCAACGAGCCAUCGCCAUUCCUCGGGCAUUGCGCUCGACCAGCAGACGCUCCAGCAGCUACAGGGCGGUCCGCAGCCUACCCAGGGCUACGACCAGCAGCCCCGCAGAGGUUCCUACCAGCCGCAGUCCUCAUACACGCCCGAGCCUAAGAAGCAAGGCCUCCGCAGCCGCCUCGGGCUUACAAGCCACAAAGACGAGGACCGCUCCAAGUCAAGCAAGGUUGGCCGGCGACAAUCGGUGCGCAAGAGCGACCCGCGCGAGCUCGAAUUCCGGCAGCGCGAGGAGGAGCACCGCCUGCGGGCUGCGCAGUGGAACCAGCGGCACGGGCAGCACGGCGGGUCCAGCUCGCAUCUCGCGCCCUCGGACGAGCACGACGAGGACGACCUCGACCCAUUCCUGCAACAGGAGGACGAGCAGCCCCGAGUGCCGCCGAAAGACGCGCAAUUCCAGCAUCCGCAGCAGUACUCGCCCAACCCGCACCAGGAGCAAUAUAAUCGGCCCCCACUCGCUAGAGUGAGCACGGAGGGAAGUUAUCACGCCCAAGGCGGGGUAGACCACUACAGCCCCGAACACCAGGGUCUGCAACCACAACAACACCCGCCCUCGUACCAGAACUACCAGCAGCCCCCUGGCCAGCGCCCCUCUAAUCCAAACGACUACCAAGCCUACCCGCCCCCGCAGAACGCACCCAGCCCGCUCGUCGGCGGCGCACAAGUGCCUCCUCCGCCGCAGCAGACCUACUACCAGUACCAAGCCCAGCAGGCCGCGCAGCUCGCGCAGCAGCAAUCGCCGCAGGGACCGCCAGAGCCGCAGGUGCAGAACCCUCGCUACUCGCAGCAAUCGCAGCCUUCCCCACAACAGCCUCAGCCGCACCAGGGCCAAGACUUCCAGCAGGUGCAGCACGGUCGCUCGCCGUCGCAAGCACAGGGCGAGCCCAACGCCCCUCCGCCCUCGCAAACAGUCCCCCAGAUUGUGCAGGGUGGUCAGCCGAUUGACGGCCAACACUCGCAGCAGCUCCGCCCCCCGUCAUCGCACGCGUCGCUUGCCCCGCCGUCGCCCCUCCAAUCACAGCCUCCCACUUUCCAGGCUUACGACCAGCAGGGACAGCCGUCCCCAUCCACUGAUCUUCACUCGCAGAGCGUAACGCCGCCGCAGCAAGACAACAUGGCUCCGGCGAACAGCGGCCAGCGCAAUACCUUGAGGAAGGUCAACGAUGGUGGCCAGCAACAGGCUCCGCCCUCGAGGGAGAGCUCUCUCCUCCAGCAGAGCUCAACACAAGGUCAGGCUCAAGGACAACCGCCUGUAUCGCCGGGCAUUCAGACUUUUGGCGCUAACGUCGUGCCAACAGCAUCGCAGGGGCAGCCAUACAGGGGAGAGAAGGGCCAGACCUCGCAAAGUGGAGAGAUGGGACGGGCCACACCACCGCCGCGCACUACGACAGACAUGUCGGACGACGAGAUAGCUCAAUUGGUCAAAGAACACGACGUUUUGCGUGAAAAAUACCAAAAAGUAAAGCGAUACUUCUUCGAGCAGCAAACCCAAGUGCACCAACUUCAGAACACCCUCGCGAACCAACGUCUCUCCUUGUCACGCACGUCAUGGGAUGACAGCGAAUAUGGCACUCGGUUCAACAGGCUUGAUGGUUUGAUAGCCCAGCUUUCCUUCGCAAUUCGCAAGGAUUGGAAGGCGAUACCACCCUGGCUGCAGCCUGUCGUGAACAAGACUGCCGUAGAAACUGGCAAACAGGAGAUGACUGCGGUCGGACGUGCUUUCAUCUCGCAAUGGCUGGUCGAAAACAUAUUCGACAAGUACUUUCAUCCUGAUCUAGAGACGGGGCUCUCGACACAGCUGAAAACCAUUCAACUCAAUAUACGGAAAUAUGCUGCAACCUGCCACACCACUGAAGACGAAGAUGCUUUGAAUGCGAAGGUUAUCAACUGGCGGCUGGCAACCCUAGAAGGAUUGGCCGAUCAAUUGAAAGCUGCCCAAUCAGGACCGAAUCGAGCAACAUUGACCGAAACACUCAACGAGAAGCUCAUCGCUUCUAUACAGAUGUAUCUCAACGACCCUGCGCCACCUGACCUAAAUGGAGGAGUUCCUAUGAUUGUGGAGCUAGCCAUAAGUGUCGCACAGCAUCUUCCAUUGGAAAGCAGAGAGGUCCAGAUUGAUUACUUCUACCCUGGACAAGCCCUCGUGUCCGAAUUCAUGAAGAUGGAGUCUGGCAUUCCUGCUUUGACAGACCCUAUUCGAGAAAUCGACGAAACGGAUCGUGCUUCUUUGCGAAGUGUCGCUUCUAAGUUGGAUGACAACGCAUCAAUUGGCGAGCCCGAACAGUCAAGCCAGCAGCCUAGUAAGGAGCCAGCAGACAAGAAACGCAGCAUGUUCGGAUUCGGUGGGUCAAAGAAGCCAUCCCAGAAUCAAGCUACACUGGGUAAGUCGCUGGGUCACCAGCCUAAUCCAAGCCAGCAAAGUCUGUCGCAGUCCACCAAAGACGACGCUCCUCAACCGAGGGUUCGCUUGUCCGUUGGAGUAGCGGUGCAAAUUCGCGGCAAGAGCAUUUUAAUUAAGGCCCCAGUGUACAGCACCUGA